This is a messenger RNA of Chelonia mydas (Green sea turtle), 2855 nucleotides long. RefSeq names its product zinc finger protein RFP. Lineage: Eukaryota; Metazoa; Chordata; Testudines; Cheloniidae. The transcript has 7 exons. Gene Ontology annotation, molecular function: protein binding; zinc ion binding. The coding region runs from base 97 to 1716 and encodes 539 amino acids. The record is from RefSeq and is a predicted model, not a curated record.
CUGACCACAAUAUUGUUUGAUCCCCCCAGAACUGAUACAUUUUUUCAUCAAAGCCUCCAGGGGUGAAAUUGGUCGGGUCCUUCCUGCUCAGCAAACAUGAUGAGUCACUUUCAGGCAAGGAAACACCCCGUUGCUGCUGCAGGUGGGGCAGAGUGUGAACUCAGGAAACUGAAACUUACCCUGUCCCACUGCCGGGAGGGAGCCAUGGCUGCAGCGAGCCCCGUGGAAAGUCUCCAGGAGGAAGCGACAUGUCCCCUCUGUCUGGAGUAUUUCACAGACCCUGUCACUCUGGAGUGUGGGCACAAUUUCUGCCGAGCCUGCGUCGCCCAGUGCUGGGAGGGACCCGACACAGCCGCCUCCUGCCCUCAGUGCAGAGAAACUGUGCAACAGAGAAACCUCAGGCCCAACAGGCAGCUGGCAAAUGUCGUAGAAAUCGCCAAGCGGCUGAGUUUCCAGGCAGCAAAGGGAACAGGAGGGGGCGGGGUGUGUGGGGAACACCAGGAGGCUCUGAAACUGUUCUGUGAAGAGGAUCAAACCCCCAUCUGUGUGAUCUGCAGAGAGUCCCGGGCUCACUGCGCUCACACGGUGGUUCCCAUACAGGAAGCUACCCAGGACUACAAGGAAAAAAUACAAGCCCAUUUGAAGACUCUGAGGGAAGAGAGAGAAAAGCUGCUGGGAUUUAAAGUAACUGGAGAGGAGAGAAGCCAGGAGUAUCUGGUUGGUGCCUGUUGUUCUUCGCCUGCUGGGACAUGGAGCUGGGAGGGAUGUUUAUUGAAACAGACAGAAACCGAGAGGCAGAAGAUUGUGUCUGAAUUUCAGCAACUGCGGCAGUUCCUGGAGGAACAAGAGCGACUCCUGCUGGCUCAGCUGGAAAAGCUGGACAAGGAGAUUGUGAAGAUACAGAAUGAAAAUAUCACCAAACUCUCAGAGGGGAUUUCCCAUCUCAGUGAGCUGAUCAGUGAGAUGGAGGGGAAGUGUCAGAAGCCAGCAAGUGAAUUCCUGCAGGAUGUCAGAAGCACCUUGAGUAGGUGCGAGAAGGGAAAGUUCCAGCAGUCAGAGGAGAUUUCUCCUGAACUGGAAGAGCAAGUCAGCGAUUUCUCCCAGAAAACUAUUGUGCUAAUGGAGACUCUGAGGAAGUUCAAAGACACUCUGCCGUCUGCACUGGAGACACAAAUUGGGGAAUCCCUAGGAGCACACAGGCAGGUGAAUGUGACUCUGGAUCCAGACACGGCUCAUCCCAUCCUCGUCCUGUCUGAGGGUGGGAAAAGUGUGAGAUGUGGAGACACGCGGCAGCGACUGCCCAAGAACCCUGAGAGAUUUGACUCUGUGUUCUGUGUGCUGGGCUGUGAGGGAUUCACUUCGGGGAGACAUCGCUGGGAGGUGGACGUGGAGGAUGGGCAAUUCUGGGCUGUGGGGGUGGCUAGAGCAUCUGUGGGGAGGAAGGGAGGGAUCAGCUGUAGCCCUGAGGGGGGGAUCUGGGCUGUGGAGUGGCUGGGUCAGUUCCUGGCUCUCACCUCCCCUGUGACCCCCCUGCCCCGGAGCCGGGCCCCCAGCAGGAUCCGGGUUUGUCUGGACUGUGACCGGGGGCAGGUGACAUUUAUCGAUGCUGGUGACGAGGCCCCGAUCUUCACUUUCCCGCCGGGCUCCGUCCCUGGGGAGAGAAUCCGCCCCUGGCUCUGGGUGUGGCCGGGAUCCCGUCUCCGACUGUGCCCCUGAGACCCACAGCAGAGGGGGGAGCCGGAAAUCAGCCUCUCUAGCCUCACGGACCCCAGUCUCUAUGACCUUGGAGGACUCCCAUCGACCCAGCCGCUGGCUCCUCUUCUCUUUGACCCCUGGAAGCUCCUUCCCCUCCCUCCCUGCAGCCCCAGGCGUGGGAGGGGGAGGAACCCCUGGGGCUGCAGGAGGGGCAGAGGGGCCCUGAGGGGCAGAGGUGGGGGCUGGGCAGGGGGCAGAACUAACAGCCGGGCUGGGGACAGGCAGAGCUGGGGGCUGGGCAGGGACCCAGCAUGAAUCAAUCAGGGUUUGGGGGGCUGGGGAGAAGCAGCAGCAGGGAGCGGUUUGUGCAGAUCUGUGGGAUUGGAUCUCAUGGGGUCUCCCAGCCAGAGCUCCUGCCCCAGGGGCCCAAGUCACUUCAGGACAACUGGUCGCACUGUCAUGGUCCCACAUACGCGCGGGGGCGGUGGAGGGGAUGGGUAAGGGGUGCAGAUAGAUGGAAAAAACAUAAUAUAACUUUAACAAAAUCAUCAUUCGGUCAGUCUCACGAUUUUUUUAAACUCCUGAGGUUGGCAGCACUGGGGGAGGCAGGGACAGGGCAGGUUUGACCCGAGGGAAUUAGAAGAAGCAAGAAGGUAAAUGUGAAUGAAAAUAAAACAAGAAGAAAGGGAGAGUCCAGGAGAAAUGGUGGAAAAUAGAAUUGAGAAGAGUGACAGGAAACUAUCCUGACAGGGGAACCAGCCGGGGGCAGCAAGAGGGGAAGGGAUAAAAUUGGGGGUGGAGGGGGGUGGAAUGGAGCAGCCAUGGGGGCUGAUCUGUAACAGGGAGGGGAGGAGAGUGGGAGAAACACAGGAAAAUAAACAGGGAUCGGAAGUGAAGGUUAGAAAAAUGAAUAAAAAAGGAGAGUAUGAAAGGAAAGGGAACAGAGAGAUUUAUGACAUGUUACUGAAAGUGAGACUGUAACUCAUUAAUUCCCUAUAUUAAUUCCUGGCCAUUGGUACAUUGGUGCUAUUUUAGUGCCAUUAAGAAAACUGUUCUCCGUAGCUGGGGAUCUGCUUGCAUGCUGUGGUUAUUAAGGCUCCUUCUCAACUCCCUUUACUUUCCACCUUUAGUAAUUACUGUAAAUAAAACAUUACAAACAA